Didymodactylos carnosus is the source of this 2370-nucleotide messenger RNA. Lineage: Eukaryota; Metazoa; Rotifera; Eurotatoria; Philodinida; Philodinidae. The record is from the annotation of a GenBank genome assembly.
AUGAAUAUGUGUACGGGGCGGAAAAAGAAAAACAAAAUAAUAACACCAUUAGCCGAGGAUAUCGAUUAUGAGUUAAGUGGACUUUACCGAGCAUGUCGAGAUAACAAUAUCAACCAAGUGGAACGUCUGCUUAAACGCUUAAAACUUGACGAAAUUAAUCGCAUCGAGCCGAAUGGAAGCACUUCACUACACGUUGCUUGUCAUUAUAAUCGUGCCGAAAUUGUCCGCAUGUUGCUCAAAAGAGGUGCAGACCGAUUCAUACGGAACAGACAUCACAAUCUCACUCCUUUCGAGGAAGCAACGGAUCCGGUGGUUAGAGGUAUGUUUUACUUACUACACGAUUCGGAACUAUGCAUUCGUCCUGAUGGAACUAUCCCUUGGACUAUUAUAAAAAAUCAUUUUACUUGGGACAAUAUUCGAGCAAUGAAAUUGUAUUUAGAACAUAUACUUUGUAUACAUGGUUUAGUGACGAUGCUCAAUCAUCUACGUAAAUACUACUUACCACAUCUUGAUCUUUCGAAAAAGCGUGAACAAGUUGAACGGCUUUUUGACCAGGCCAUUGUAGAACGAUCUUCGGUCCCGAUCAUUCGCGCUUACACUCUAUCAGAAUUCUCGAGAAAAGCGAAUGAACACUUGGCUAAUGCUUUGUCACAACGUAUUCAAAUUGAUCCCGAAAGAAAUUCACGCACAACGUGUGCCUACUAUUUAGCAUCGAUUAUUACCUUCACGUCAGAUAAAGAGCUUCCACCAACAUCAUUUGACACAUAUCGUGGCAUUGUCAUGACCAAAGAUGAGAUAAGAAAAUAUCAUCGAGAUGAUAUAAUCGUGAAUACAGCUAUUGUUUCAACGUCGAAAGAUCGACAUGUGGCUCUCAUGUUUGCUAGCGAAGGUGUGGAACAAAGUUUGCGACGUAACGAGAAAAUGGACCGUUUGGUCCAAGUGGGUGUCGUAUUUCGAUAUCGGUUUCUUCCUGGUUCGACGCGAACAAUGGUAGUGAAGCAUGUGUCUGAAUUUCAGGAAGAACGAGAAGUCCUUAUCAGGCCUAUGAGUACAUUUAAAGUGGAGAAUUUACGGCCUUCGAUAUCUACGUCGGGUCGUGUCAUCGCAGUUGACAUGAUCGAGUUCGAUCCAAACGCGGCAGAUAAGGGGAACCUGUAUCGACCGACUCAGACAAAUAACGAUGCAGAACUUGAAGACAUGCUUUCAAAUUUUGAAUAUAGUCCACAAAAUGAGUUGAAUACAAUAAGUAAAUAUCCGUGCGUUACCGGAAAAGAUUCAAACCAAGCAGUUACUUCGAUGUCAGACGAUUAUGCGCCUGUUACUACUGAUCGCGGGCCUUCAACUCUAGAGCCAGAAGACGCUAAAUGUCAAGCAGAGAUUGUUGUAGAUUACUUCGAGGCUGACCCCCCCGUUUUCAGAGCGAUUAGUUCAGCACCAAAAGAAGAACCUGCUGAACGCCCGAGAGAGAUUGUUAAAGAGACAGUCAUACCUCAAUCAAACACCGCUGUUUCCUCUUACGAAGCUGCUGCACGUCGAAGAGAGAUUGUUGAAGAGACGACCAAAUCUCAACUAUACGCCGCUUUUUCCUCGUACGAAACUGCUGAACACCCGAGAGAGAUUGUUAAAGAGACAGUCACACCUCAAUCAAACGCCGCUGUUUCCUCUUACGAAGCUGCUGCACGUCGAAGAGAGAUUGUUGAAGAGACGACCAAACCUCAACUAUACGCCGCUUUUUCCUCGUACGAAACUGCUGAACACCCGAGAGAGAUUGUUAAAGAGACAGUCAUACCCCAAUCAAACGCCGCUGUUUCCUCUUACGAAGCUGCUGCACGUCGAAGAGAGAUUGUUGAAGAGACGACCAAAUCUCAACUAUACGCUGCUUUUUCCUCGUACGAAACUACUGAACACCCGAGAGAGAUUGUUAAAGAGACAGUCAUACCUCAAUCAAACGCCGCUGUUUCCUCUUACGAAGCUGCUGCACGUCCAAGAGAGAUUAUUGAAGGGACGAUCAAACGUCAACUAUACACCGCUUUUUCCUAUUACGAAGAUGUUAGUGCGGUUCCAGUGACACAUUCAAAUUCGGCUAAAAAACAAGAUCUGAUUUUAGAUGAUCUAUCAACUGCUGAUUUAAUUACUAUUAUUCGUCGUUUAUCGCGUGAAAUCGAUGGAAACAAUAAAAAUAGUUUAACUAGUUUUCACAAUUCGACAGAUGACGCUCUUAACAGUUUGAGCAAUCGCGCUAAUACCAAUGAAAUUAUAAUGCGUCUAUUAGAUCAAAAUGAAAUGUUAAUCAAAACUUUAUGUAAUAAUUAUGAACACAAACAAAAACAGUCACCUAGCAAUCGAAGUUCAACAUCUUCUAAAUCUUAA